Molecule: messenger RNA, 1762 nt
Organism: Gekko japonicus
Lineage: Eukaryota; Metazoa; Chordata; Lepidosauria; Squamata; Gekkonidae
Product: transcription factor COE1-like
Exons: 6
Coding region: 1-657 (218 amino acids)
Biological process (GO): regulation of transcription by RNA polymerase II
Molecular function (GO): RNA polymerase II cis-regulatory region sequence-specific DNA binding; DNA-binding transcription factor activity, RNA polymerase II-specific
Source: RefSeq, a predicted model, not a curated record
AUGGAGGAAGUAAUACUCAAGAGGGCAGCUGAUCUGGUGGAAGCACUCUAUGGAAUGCCACAUAACAACCAGGAAAUAAUCCUGAAAAGAGCAGCCGAUAUAGCAGAAGCACUCUACAGUGUCCCUCGCAAUCAUAACCAGCUCCCAGCACUCGCCAACACAUCAGUCCAUGCAGGAAUGAUGGGUGUGAAUUCCUUUAGUGGUCAGCUAGCAGUCAACGUUUCAGAAGCCUCACAGGCCACCAAUCAGGGUUUUACUCGCAACUCAAGCAGUGUGUCGCCUCAUGGUUAUGUGCCAAGCACUACCCCACAGCAGACAAACUACAAUUCCGUCACGACAAGCAUGAAUGGUUAUGGAAAUGCUGGAAUGUCUAAUUUAGGUGGAUCUCCAACAUUCUUGAAUGGAUCUGCUGCCAAUUCUCCCUAUGCCAUCGUGCCAUCUAGCCCAACAAUGGCUUCCUCCACUAGCCUCCCUUCCAACUGCAGCAGCUCCUCUGGAAUCUUCUCCUUCUCACCAGCCAACAUGGUCUCAGCGGUGAAACAGAAGAGUGCUUUUGCCCCUGUUGUUAGACCGCAGACUUCCCCGCCCCCCACCUGUACCAGCACCAAUGGGAAUAGCCUGCAAGCUAUAUCUGGCAUGAUCGUCCCCCCCAUGUGAAAGAAUUGCCUUGAAGAAUCGUACUAAUGAAGAAGGUUGGAUUCUGCUUCGGAACAAAAUCUAACACAAGUCCCAGAGUGGAACUUAUAACUCAGGCCUUUUUUCUUUUCUUUUCUUUUUUUAAAGAGGAAGUUCACAAUAUCUGCAAAGUUUUUAAACAAAAUACAGUUUAAAGCCUCACCAUCCUUGCAAAAUAAUACUGAAAUUCAUGAAGAAUCUGGAAGUGCAAGGUGUUCAUUCGAGCUGUCCAUCCCAAGUACAUGGGAGAAAGAAUUAUUUUGUGUCAUGAAAAAAAUCCAUUCAUGUCUUUUUUUUGGUUUUUCCAGCCUUGAUUUAACUCUGCUGCCAUUUGUCUGUUACAAGUCAUACUGGGAGAAGGGGGGCGCUAUUGCAGAUGGCCCUUUUAUUUAAUUAAAAUAUUUUUAAAAGCUGCAUGAAGAGAAGGCAAGUGGUAACACUUAAAAAUGAGCUUGUACGGAACAGAAGUAGAAGUGCCAGAUAGGGGUGGUUGUUUUCUUUCCUUAGAAGAAUAAAGGGCCAUGCCAGUUAAGGGUUGGCUCAUGCGUGUUACUCAUCCGGAGAAAGUUUGCUCAUCUGACGUUUUGCAUUCUUGGUAUGUUUGUGUGGAGGUAUAGAUAUAUAUUCACAUACACACACACCAUUAAUUAGAAUUCCAAGUCUAUUUUAGGGGCAGUAAGACUUUUUUGCCCCUCUGUCUCUUAGAAUAUCAUACUUAGGUGAUUGUGUAAAUAAUGCAAGACAGAAAAUUAGCAAAAGUGUAGCUAAUGACAUGCAUAUCCCAACGUUACCUUGAAAACCCAGUGCCUCUGGAUAUAAUGCUGAAACUGCAGAAUUAGAUUAGCAUGGCUCUCUAUCUUUAGCUUAUAUCAAAUGAGUGGCCUCUCUUACUCUCUCAAAUGCAGUUUAACCCGUCUAUGCAUACAAAUCUCUUUGGGAUUUGAUGCAACAGGAUAAAGGCACAAAUGUGAGCCACUUUUAUACAAUUUUUCUUUGCAUUUUCUCAGCUAAAAUAUCUUCCAUAGCUUGUUUCUGUGUUUUUUUCCUUUGGGGGGGUCAAGAAGCAGAGACAGGAUUCAUCCUGCCA